Molecule: messenger RNA, 2145 nt
Organism: Scophthalmus maximus (turbot)
Lineage: Eukaryota; Metazoa; Chordata; Actinopteri; Pleuronectiformes; Scophthalmidae
Gene: slc31a1
Product: solute carrier family 31 member 1
Exons: 6
Coding region: 170-817 (215 amino acids)
Biological process (GO): copper ion transmembrane transport
Cellular component (GO): membrane
Molecular function (GO): copper ion transmembrane transporter activity
Source: RefSeq, a predicted model, not a curated record
CCUGUGUCCUGCGAAUAUACGUCAUGACGUAGCGCACGGAAGUGUUGUCGGAGUAGAAGCGACGGUGAAGUCUCUUCUUCUUCCUCCCGUUUCUUUCUUCUGAAGUUUUAUUGUCGGAACCAAAACUGAGAGAAGAAGAUUCAGCGGAACAUCCGCGGCAUCAGAUCACAUGAACGCCAUGGACCACGCCGGCCACGUCCACCACGACACCAUGGCCCCGCCCACCACCAGUGGACAUGAUCACGGGGGAGGAGGGGCUGAUGGGAACCACGGAGGACACGGGGGGAUGGUGAUGACCUUCUACUUUGGCUACAACAACGUGGAGCUGCUGUUCAAGGGACUGCUCAUCAACACACCUGGAGAGAUGGUUGGGGCAUGUAUUGGCGUCUUCCUAUUGGCCGUCCUGUAUGAGGGGCUGAAGAUUGGACGGGAGGCGUUGCUGCGUCGCAGUCAGGUGAACGUGCGUUACAACUCGAUGCCGCUGCCCGGAGGCGACGGGACGGUGCUGAUGGAGACGCACAAGACAGUCGGCGAUUCAGUGAUUGACAGUCAGUGUUUGGAGGAGGCGGAGCAUUCUGUUGGAAUAAAGUCACGCCUCCCAGGACUCUCUAUCAGGCAGCGGAUGAUAAGCCCUGGCCACUUCAUGCAGACCCUGUUGCACAUCGUCCAGGUGGUCGUGAGCUAUUUCCUGAUGCUCGUCUUCAUGACCUACAACGGUUAUCUGUGCAUCGCCGUGGCAGCCGGCGCUGGCAUGGGUUACUUCCUGUUCAGCUGGAGGAAGGCCGUGGUCGUCGAUAUAACCGAGCACUGCCAUUAGCUAACACACUAGUAAGCAUCGCGUUGGGAGGUUUAAUUACUGCUGAUCACAAUUGAGGCACGAGACCUUAGAUGACGUGCUGCUGAAGCUACAAACCACCUGAGGCAGUUUCAUUAGCACAUAGAACAAAUUAACAAUUGUUAUUUCGGAAUCAUGGUAACACGUCGUUAGAGGUUAGCGUGCACACUAACAUUGUAGUAGAGUUUUGGUGAACUCCCUCUGGUGGGCGAGACGGCCAAUCAAAGCUCAGACCCCACCAGAAGGUUCUGAUUGGCCAAUCACCUUGUUCUCUGUUUUUAAAUGUUUCUGUGCCAUGACAACUGAACGGUUAGCGCUAGCUGCUGCUAGCCUAAAUAGCCUUCAUACACUUGUCUUUUAGUUAGCAUCGUUAGCAGCUCGUUAGCUGAGCCACCAUACAACAUUGUUUAAACAGUUUGGAGAUGAUUUAUUUUACAUGUUGAUCAUAAUGUCCUUUGAUUUAACUGAAAAAAGGUUGUUUUUUUGUUCUUGUUGAAUUUUCUCUAUUUAAAUUGAAACAUCGUCGACAUAGAUCCAUGAAUUUAAUUUAUCGACAGAAUCACAUUUACAGUCUCAUCUCUCAACUGAUCAAAACUGAAUCUAUACAAUCAUUUUCUUGUUUACAACAAAUGGCCAGUUACACUUUUUAAGUAAUAUAUUUUAAGAAUCAUUCGUUGUUCAGUUUGUUUUUGAGAACUCUUCCUGGUUGGUGAGUCGGCCAAUCAGAUCAGAGCUCAGAUUAUCUGUCUAAACAUUAGAUUUUGAUUUUUUUAAAGUGUCCAUACAGUCGCUGUUUCCCCAGGUCGAGUUUUAAAAACCAUUAAUCUCAGUUCAUAUUUACAGAUGAAGUUCAAUCUACUUUUUUGUUUACGAAUCGUCACCGUCUCGUUGAGCCUUACAGCGACACCGUCUGCCUUAACGUGGUGACGCAUGACGAGUGUGAAGUUACGGUUAAUUCAUCAGGACGUUCUGUCGUAGAUGUUGUGAUAUGUUGUGAUCAUUUUUUUAUUUUCAAAUGAAUAGAUUCACACUGAGGGAGGCGAGGUUUACCUCGGGGACCAAUGAGAUUGCAGGGACAGAUCAAUUACUGGACUUCUACUUGCUGAUUAGGUGUAUUGUGAUGAAGGGUGUCCACAUACUUUUGACCAGGUGCUCUGGUCUAUGAAGUUUAGAGGCUUUCUGAUAAAUAAAAAAUAAGAAACUGUCUGUGAAGGAAACUUAUAACAGAAUAUUAUGAAAGUGUCUGAAAUGUUUUAACUGUCACAAAUGCUGGAAUCAUACAAAAACCUUAAUAAAGUUUAUGAAGAAAA